This is a messenger RNA of Trichoplax adhaerens, 915 nucleotides long. RefSeq lists its product as uncharacterized. Gene Ontology annotation, molecular function: antiporter activity. Lineage: Eukaryota; Metazoa; Placozoa; Uniplacotomia; Trichoplacea; Trichoplacidae. Bases 1 to 915 code for a protein of 304 amino acids. The record is from RefSeq and is a predicted model, not a curated record. The transcript has 6 exons. Gene Ontology annotation, cellular component: Golgi apparatus.
AUGGGAAAAUAUAAAAUUGUUUUACUUUGCUUGUCAUGGUAUAUUGUCAGCGCUAGCAACAACGUAGUUGGUAAAUGGGUUUUACGCGAUUGGCCUCAUCCUUUAACUUUGUCCUUUAUCCAAGUGGUAUCGCAAACGGUUUAUCUUGGUUCACUGCUCAAAUUUUGGCAUGUCGAUUCACUCCCUUAUGUUGUUUAUAAAUCGUACUGGAGUAAAAUCCUUCCUUUAGCGGCUAAUAAAAUUUUAGGUGCUUUACUUAGUCAUGUUGCUAUUUGGAAAGUUUCUGUAUCUUAUGCACAUACAGUUAAAGCUUUAAUGCCUUUCUUUACCGUUAUUAUGGCGAAGCUAGUCCUUGGUGCUACAUAUACUGUAAAGGAGUACUUAUCUUUACUUCCUAUCGUUGGUGGAGUUAUGUUAGCUACCGCUACAGAAAUAGAAUUUGAUAUUAUCGGCCUAAUUAGCUGUGUACUAUCAACGCUUUCUUUUGCCUUACAAAACGUUUAUAGUAAAAAAGUCUUGUCCGAUGUUAAGGUCCAUCAUUUAAGAUUACUGCAUACCAUGUCAAGAAGUGCUACUAGCCUGAUGCUCCCAAUUUGGUUCGUUUUUGAUGUUAUGCCUAUACUCGAAGAGAAAGAUACGGUACGAUAUCCAUAUUAUCCAUACUGGAUCACCUUUCUGGUAUUUCUAAAUGGUUUCAUCAACUUUCUUCAAAAUAUAAUAGCUUUCACAAUAUUAUGGACGAUCAAUCCCUUAAGUUAUUCAGUAGCAAGUGCGACUAAAAGGAUUUUUGUGAUAGUUAUAUCAAUAGCCAUUCUUCGGAAUCCUAUCACUUCAGCAAAUGCAAUCGGAAUGACAUUAGCUGCUGGUGGUGUUGUUAUUUAUAAUCGAGUUAGUUCCGCAAAUUUUAUGAACUAG